AUCCAAUAAUAAUAAUAAGUUAAUUACAGGUAGAAGACGCGAGAGUGAGUGAGGGUAGCAGGUGAGGUGAAGGGUGAAGAGUGAAGAAGCAGCAAUAAUGCAACGCGCAAGAUCGCUCCUAACAAGGUUUAAUCCAAUUGCAUACAGAUACAGAUACAGAUGCCAAAGCCGAACCCUGUGUUCUUCUUCGAACGAGGAAGUUGUGGUUGUUGAAGGAAACGGUUACUCGAGAAUGGCAAUUCUCAACAGACCCACGGCUCUCAACGCCCUCAACACCUCCAUGGUGGCUACCCUCAGCAAACUUUACCGAGCCUGGGAAGAUAACCCCGACGUUGGCUUUGUCACCAUCAAGGGCAGUGGUCGGGCAUUUGCAGCUGGCGGUGAUAUUGUCGCCAUUUACCAUUUCAUCAACAGAGCCAACAUGGAAGCCUGCAAGGAAUUCUUCCGAACAAUAUAUCGUUUUAUUUACGUCAUAGGUACAUAUAUGAAGCCACAUAUCGCUCUUCUGAAUGGCAUUACCAUGGGUGGUGGAGCUGGAAUUUCAAUCCCCGGCACUUUUCGAGUUGCAACCGACAAAACUAUUUUUGCUACCCCUGAAGUUCUUAUUGGAUUUCACCCUGAUGCUGGAGCAUCUUUCUACCUUUCACAUUUACCUGGUCACUUAGGCGAAUACUUGGCCCUAACAGGGGAAAAGCUCAAUGGAGUAGAGAUGGUUACUUGUGGACUUGCUACACACUACUCACUAAGUGCAAGGCUCCCGUUAAUUGAAGAACAGCUGGGGAAAUUAGUUACUGAUGAUCCUUCUGUAAUUGAAACCACUUUAGAACAGUAUGGUGACCUUGUACACCCAGAUAGCAGUAGUGUACUUCAAAGGAUUGAAGUUGUAGAUAAAUGCUUUUGCCAUGACACAGUGGAAGAGAUUGUUGAUUCUUUGGAAAGAGUGGCAAGUGAAACAAAUGAUGCAUGGUGCAUUUCUACCCUAAAUAGACUUAAAGAAGCUUCGCCAUUGAGCCUGAAGGUUUCCUUGAGAUCAAUACGAGAGGGUAGAUUUCAGACUCUUGACCAGUGCUUGUCGCGUGAGUACCAUAUGACUUUACAAGCAACAUCUAAGCAGAUUUCUGGUGACUUUUGUGAGGUAAUGAACAUUGCCAGUAGUACAAAUCCAACAUCACUCAAAGAUGAGGUUUCUAGAUGGUUUAUAAAUGGGAUAAGGGCUCGUGUGGUGGACAAGGACUUUGCACCAAAGUGGGAUCCUCCAACAUUGGAAAAGGUGUCUCAAGACAUGGUGGAUCAGUACUUCUCACCUCUAACUGAAUUUGAACCUGGUCUAGGGCUCCCCACAAAAGUUCGAGAAGCAUUUUUGUAGUUUCUCUUUAUCUUGAAAUGCUUCAAAAGCUACAACCAUUGAUAUUGGUCAAUCUUGCUCUCCAAUAAACAAUCCUUUUGGAUAAGAGAGAAAAUUGGAGGAUUGAUGUCUCUGAAAGUGGCUCUCUGGAUGAACAUCUUUAGUCUUCGAAAAAGGAAAUGACGAAAUUGAUAUUCAUAUAAGCAAUUCUUAAUGUACGUCUUAGAGAGAUUUUAUUGGUACUGUUGCUACUAUUGCCUAGCAAUUAAAUAGGGAUAUUUAUGGUUCGGAUUUGAUUUGCAUAUUCGCAUUAUUUAUCCAAAUUCGAUCCGAAAAUUACGGAUAUUAA
This is a messenger RNA of Arachis stenosperma, 1694 nucleotides long. Its product is annotated as 3-hydroxyisobutyryl-CoA hydrolase-like protein 1, mitochondrial. The transcript is spliced from 13 exons. Gene Ontology annotation, molecular function: 3-hydroxyisobutyryl-CoA hydrolase activity. Gene Ontology annotation, biological process: L-valine catabolic process. NCBI's taxonomy places the organism in Eukaryota, Viridiplantae, Streptophyta, Magnoliopsida, Fabales, Fabaceae. The record is from RefSeq and is a predicted model, not a curated record. Bases 98 to 1366 code for a protein of 422 amino acids.